Mugil cephalus (flathead mullet) is the source of this 5942-nucleotide messenger RNA. It is a transcript of the gene crtc3, whose product is annotated as CREB regulated transcription coactivator 3. The coding region runs from base 1080 to 3197 and encodes 705 amino acids. The record is from RefSeq and is a predicted model, not a curated record. Gene Ontology annotation, cellular component: cytoplasm; nucleus. Gene Ontology annotation, biological process: protein homotetramerization; positive regulation of transcription by RNA polymerase II. Lineage: Eukaryota; Metazoa; Chordata; Actinopteri; Mugiliformes; Mugilidae. The transcript has 16 exons. Gene Ontology annotation, molecular function: cAMP response element binding protein binding.
AUAACAAGCCUGCGGAUCUGAGUUGAUGUCCCUCAGCUCUGUCACCCGGAGGUUCAAAUCACCUGAAAAAGAAAAAGGAAAAAACACACGGACAAGAAGAGAGGAGACCCAGAAAGAAACAACAACAACAACAACAACAACAACUACUCUGCUCCGACGAAGGGAGAGAGGGGGGGAGAGAAGCUUUUGUUUAUCUUCGCGGAGUUUGUUUGUGGAGGAUCUCUGCGUGGAUUAACACUCCGUGAGAUUAUGUCAACUUCAGAGUGAAAAUUGUGGAUCCCCUGCAUCACGCGUGGAUACCCGGAGGCUGCUUGUUGCACAUUUUUGUCGGAACCCCGAGGAAGGAAGGAAGGAGGGGGGGGUAUUUUUUUUUUUCUUUAUCCCAGUUAAAUCCGUGCAAACACCAGCGGACACUUGUUGAAAUUUUUCACCGAGCAACUGCUAACGAGGCUAACUCGUUUUCUCCAACGUCAGCUUGGACCACAAUACCCGCUACAAGUUGGCUUUUAAUGUUGGCUUAGAUGCCCCACGGAGGGCACGCGGUGUCUAAAAGUGCGUCUGUCAAAAAAAAAUAAAUAAAUAAAUAAAUGUAAAUGAAAUAGUCGCGAUGGCACUGACAGCAGCUUAGCCAACUUUAGCUUUAGCUGCUGCCGUUCACCUCCAACGGUACGUUAGCAAUGACGGCUAACGCCAUGUCAACGCUACAUUCAAACAAGUGGUUCGCCGAAAAAUGUGUCAAAGUGAAGCUAAAUCGUGCCGUUGACUGGUCAUAAACGACGCGCCGCUCGUCUCGCAAGUUUUUAAACUCGUUUCGGAGACGUAGGGAGCACGUAAAAGUGAUAGUCCCAACUUUUAUUUGGCGUUUGACGUUAGCUUAGCCGCGCUAGCUCGGCUCGUUAAGGGUUCGGUGUAGUAGGGCUUUUUCUUUUACAGCUCUCAUGGGUUUGCUCCGUCGCUCAUUGAGAGAUUUUGCGUAAUAGACUCCCACCAUAACCGUCCCCUUAUCUUUUUUUUUUUUUUUUUUUUUUUUUUUACACUGAAGUUGUUUAAAAAAACAUAAAUAAACUGCGGCCCGCACAAUGUCCGGCUCCCCGGGCACAGGUGGCUCAAACCCCAGGAAGUUCAGCGAAAAGAUAGCGCUGCACAACCAGAAGCAAGCAGAGGAGACGAGGGCCUUUGAGCAGCUCAUGACAGAUCUCACCGUCUCAAGGGUGCAGUUCCAGAAGAUCCAGCAGCUUCGUCUGUCUCAGUCGCGGCCGCAGUACUACGGCGGCUCGCUGCCCAACGUCAAUCAAAUCGGCAACGCCAGCAAUGAGUUUCAGGGUGGUUUCCCUUCGGGGUUGGACUCGGUCAGAGGGACGCGCCAUCACGGGCUGGUCGAGAGGGUCCACAGGGACCGGAACCGCAUCAACUCCCCCCAUCGUCGCCCCAUCGACAAGCACGGCAGGCAAAUGGAGAGCUCUCCGUACGGAGCCGUGUACCUGUCCCCACCUCCGGACAACAACUGGAGAAGGGAACAGCAGCCGUGGACUGAGGAAAAGCGCCCUGGGUUUAGAUUAAUAUCACAACUCAACAGAACCAACUCAGACUCCGCUCUGCAUACGAGCGCCAUGAACCCGAACCCCCAGGACCCGUUUGGCAUGAACCAGCACAUGGGUCGAGGCCCCCCACAGCGAAACGCGAGCGUAAACGAGGCCGAGGUGGACGGAUCCGGAGACAUUUUCUCCUUCCCCAGCCUGACGAACGAGGAGAGUCUAAUAGGCGUCAGCAAGCCUCUUCCCAAGCAGCUGUGGGAGGCCAAGAAGGUCCAGUCUCUGGCGUCGAGGCCCAAAUCGUGUGAAGUGCCUGGAAUCAACAUAUUCCCGUCUCCGGAGCAGAACCUCGGUCUGUCCCACUAUCAGGGCUCGUUGAGCACCGGCGGCUCCCUGCCCGAUCUCAGCAACCUGCAGUUCCCCUCGCCGCUCUCCACCCCGCUGGACCCCGACGACAACGGAGGCUACCCCAACCUCAGCGGGGGCAGCAGCACCGGAAACCUGCCGGCCGCCAUGAUGCACCUGGGCAUCGGAAACUCACAGAGUCUCUCGUCCUCUCUGAGCAAUCCCUCGAUUCAGGCCUCGCUCAACAACUGCCAGCUGCAGCCGUCGCUCAGUAAUCCCUCCAUUAACUCGUCCCUGCGCCUGUCCAGCAACUCCCCCCGACGGCGGCCGGCUCCCAUCAGCCCCCUCACCCUGUCCCCCGGGGCCGAGCAACGCAGGGGUCUGGCCAAGCAGCUGUCCCCCACCAUGUCCCCCUCGCUGUCCCCCAUCACACAGGUAUUUACAGAGGGGAGUUUGGAUUUCUCUUUUUACCACCCCGUAAAUCACAAACUACUGUCAACGGGAGUUGCUCUGGAUACCAGCAACAUGCCAAGGGAGCCGCCCCCGCCCUAUCCACUCUACCAGCAAUCCCAGCAUGCAGUGGACCAGGGCAGACAGCGGCAACAGCCACACCAGCAGCAGCAGCAGCAGCAGCAGCAGCAGCAGCAACAACAGCAACAACAACAACAUCAACAACAACAGCAGCAACAACAACAACAACAACAACAGCAGCAGCAGCAGCAACAUCAACAACAUCAACAACAACAACAUCAACAACAGCCUAUUUCCCCUCUUCAGAACAUCCCACUGGACUUCAACACGAGCCAACACAACAACAUGGCGGCGCUCUUCAACGACCCCUUCAUGGAGCAACAGUUUUCUAAUCGGCAGAACAAGACCCUCCCCUACCAGUUGGAUCAGUUCAGCCUGUUGGAAAACGCCAUGAGCUCCACGGCGGGGGGGUCGUGCUUCGAUCCCUCGUCCUCCUCCUCCUCCUCCUCCUCGCUCUACUACUCCCAGGCCGCGCUGUCGGGCCUUGGCGGCAGCCACGGAAACCUGCAGGACCCGGUGCACAUGAGGUGCAACAUGCUGUACUCGAACUGCAGCGGAGGGCUGCCCAACAUCAUACUCACCGAUGACUCCAACCCCAGCCUGUCGAAGGACAUCAGCAGCGCCCUGUCCACGGUGCCCGAGUGCUUCGACUCGGAGGGAGGUUUCCCGCUGGAGGACGAGCUGCGCAUCGAGCCGCUGAGCCUGGACGGUCUGAGCAUGCUCAGCGACCCCGACAUGGUGCUGCCGGACCCGUCUGUGGAGGACACGUUCCGCAGCGACAGACUCUGACUGUAGGGGGCGCCGCAAGCCAGAAAAAAAACACACACACACACAUUUGCGGUGUAACGUGUACAAAAUCUGAAUAUGCAUGCAGAUAAAUCUCUAUAGGGCCACUGUGCAUGCGUCCACUGCCACUAAGAUUCAGUAAAUGUGAAAGACAUGAACAGCAUGCGCACAGUCAUCCUCACUUCUUCUUCUUCUUCUUCUUCUUUUUUCUUUUUUUGUUUAAAAAAAAAAAAAAGGAGACUUGUGAGCAAACACUGUUUACACCUGCUUUGUGCAAAAGUAACCGUCACGCCUGCUUCAGCUCACGUUUCUCCGAUAUUAUUUGAAAUGAUGCAGUUUGGACUUUAAAGUCGAAGCCCACUCCCCCCCCAAAAAAAACUCCUGUCCUCAAACCAAAAAAAGACUAAGCAAAUAAAUCCUCUCAUCGCCGGCUCCCGAAACCGAAGCCAUGGCAACCGCGUCGCCACGGUUACGCACCAUAGCAACCCCCAUCGUUGCUGAAGAGCAGCAGAGAUGCCAACACAUGAUUUUUUCUUUUUGUUUUUUUUUUGGUUGUUCGACUCUUAACGUACGAGUCCGGUGCUGCGGUUAAAACAUGUGGUCGGGUUCACGGCGGGACGUUCAUGUGAACGGCGCCGGAGGCCAAGACGAACUCUCCCCCCUCGGGGGGAAACACAAUCAAAUAUAUUCAAGCGAGCGAAAGGUUUUUUGUUUUUUUGUUUUUUUUCGUUUUUUCCUCUGGUGGAGUCGAGUCCAGCUGCGCGUGGCCCCUUCAGGCUCCUGAACAAUCGUGGUAGAAAUGAAGACUAGAGGGAUUUUUUUUUAAGCUUUCGCUUCAAAUGUAUGUCUUUUCAUUUGACAAAAAAAAAUGUUUGCCACAGAUUUAUAGAUAUGAAUAUAAAUAUAUAUGCACCUAUACGUAUAAAUAAAUAAAUAUAUAUGAAGCUUUUAGCCUGAUCAGAAUAUAUUUUCAAACUCGAGACAAAAAAAAAAGGGCAAACUGUUUACAGAGAUGAGAUUUUAAUAAUACUACUAAAGAGUGUAGAUUUUUGAAUUUCUAAUUGAGAAAUUUGCGAUUCUAAGAUGUACUGAACAUAAAUUCUAUAAAUAUAUAUAUAUAUAUAUAUAAUCUGGAUGGACGUCCUCUCACAGAGUCGGCUGUGAUUUUAUUUCUCUCUUUCUGGCAGAGCUCUGGACGGCACUGGGACAAACGAAACGUCGAAGUCCGAUUUUUAUUUUUUUCAUUUUUUUUUUCCCACAUUUACGUUUUUUCAAGAAACAUUCGUUUUUUUUUUUGCGUAUGAUUUAUUUUUUUCCUUUUUUUUGUACUGACUCGUUCUGGCGCUUGUACUGUACCGUUUGUGAAUAAUAAGGGCAUGCGCUGUGCUACUGUGGAUCGAUUAUGUCCUGUUAUCUGUCUUUGCGUCCCCCCCCCCCCCCACCCUUUACCUCCCUCCGCCUCCCAGCCGAGAAGCGAUUGAUUCAGAGAGCAGGUAGCGGUCGCGUGGACAUCGGACAUCAUGUAACGUUGCACUUAAACUCGUUUGCACUAAUUCGUGCACAUUUUGAAGACUGAUUUAUUUCGUUUUUUGGUAAAGAAUGUUUUUUUAUAUAUAUAUAUAUAUAUAUAUAGAUAUACAUAUAUAUAUAUAUACACACCUGAAAAUCCAAAGAAGUCAAAUGAAGCCAUCAAAGAGAAACUUUAUAUAAAUAUAUAUAUUAAAUAGUCAGUGCACAUAUUCACCUUUGAAAACACUCAGCAGCUGUUUAAUGUGACAGAACUGAUGAGAUGUGUCCUUUGAUAAUGUGUUUUUUGUAAGAAGCUCUUAUUUCCAACAGAUUAUGUAAUAACGUCAACAACAAAAAUAUACAUAUAUAUACACACACACACAUGAAUAAAUCAGGGCAUUGAGCGCCCCCUAGUGUCUGUUUUCAUGAAGAGCAGUUUUGUAAUAGAGGCUCUUUUUUUUUUUUUAACCUAUGCAACUUUUACAAAAGCCUGUUGAACAGGUGCAACUUGUACAUUAUAUGCAGCGUGAAGCGGGAUCAAAUUUGCUAGAAAUCACAAUAUUACAUGUGUCCAGUGUCCACGGUGUGUUUUGUUGCGUUUGUUGAGCAGAUUUAAAGGUUGUGUCCCAGUGUUUCUGUGUGGACUGUGGGAUUCAGUGUCAUUAUUUGUGGAAUAUGAAAUGAAGAGGGGCUGCCGGGGUUUGUUUGUUUUUUUAUUUUAUAUAUAUAUAAGAGUUUAUAUAUUCUGACCCAGUUGUACCUGCUCUCUCAGUUGGGGUUAGAGUCCUUCUUUCCCAGCCUGCCCCCCCUCCCUCCCCGUCUGAACCGCCUGCCUACUGCUGCCUUACUUCGUUGUAUUUUCAUAUUCUAGCAGUAAAAUAAAACCCUGCGUCGCCUAAUAAUCACCUUAGCUUUAGCUCCUGUUUGGUACUAACUUGCCCCGUGGUUCUUUUCUGUCUUUUAGUCUCACUGUUUGAUUUUUUUUUUUUUGGUGUCUUACUUUUUUUUUCUUUUUAUUUUUUUAGUUGCAUAUUAAAAAAUGUACAGUUCUGUUAUUUAAAGAAUGUUUUUGUCCACUAGUGUUACUACUACUACUACUAUUUUUUUUUUUUUUUUGUAAUAUCAUUUGAGGUUUUUUUUUUUCUCCCAAGAUAUAAAUUUUAUUGGUUUGUAACGUAUGUUCUAGUGCUUAUCUUUCUUCUGAUUUAAUAUAAACAAUAAAAAAAACUCUAUACUGUG